Didymosphaeria variabile is the source of this 900-nucleotide messenger RNA. RefSeq lists its product as uncharacterized. The transcript has a single exon. Lineage: Eukaryota; Fungi; Ascomycota; Dothideomycetes; Pleosporales; Didymosphaeriaceae. Bases 1 to 900 code for a protein of 299 amino acids. Gene Ontology annotation, molecular function: catalytic activity. The record is from RefSeq and is a predicted model, not a curated record.
AUGCAACCCAUCAAAACCAAACUCCUAGAAGUCCACUACCUCGACCUGGGCCCACGCGAUGGCUGGCCGGUCAUCCUCUCCCAUGGCUUCCCCUACUCUCCCGAUGCCUACACCUCCGUCGCCCCCAUCCUCCAAAAAGCUGGCGCGCGCGUCAUCGUACCUUACACACGUGGUUAUGGCCCAACACGCUUCCUCUCCCCAUCAACCAUGCGGAGCGGCCAACAAGCCGCCCUAGCAACUGACAUCAUCGCCCUCAUGGACGCCCUCGGUAUUCGCAAAGCGCUUCUUGCAGGCUUCGACUGGGGCGGUCUGGCCUCGUGCGCAGCGGCAGCUUUAUUCCCUGAGCGCGUGGCGGGGCUGGUGUCGUACGCGGGGUACGACGUCGCGGAUGUACAGGGCCAAAAGCAUGCUGUUGAACCGGCGCUGGAGCGGGUCAUGUGGUAUCAGCAUCUGUUCCAGAGCGAGCGAGGACGAGAGUGUCUUGUGAAUGACAGACGCGCUUUGUGCAAACUUUUGUGGGAGGAGUGGUCGCCUGGUUGGGACAGUGCUUCACGUGAUGCGGAGUUUGAGAAGAGUGCGAAAGCGUGGGAUAAUGAGGAUUGGGUUGAUGUGGUGAUGCAUUGUUAUCGGUUUCAUCUUGGGAAUGAGAAGGGCGAUCCGGGGUUGGAGGAGCUGGAGGGCAGGUUGGCGACGAAGCCUGUGAUAGAUGUGCCGACUAUUACUUUGGAUGGGUUGGAGGAUCCUUUGAAGCCUGGGGGUUCGGUGGGGCAUGCGAAGUACUUCACUGGGAGACAUGAACGGAGGGAAGUGCGUUGUGGUCACGCCUUUCCUCUUGAGGCUCCGGAAGAGUUUGCGGCUGCUGUUAUUAAGGUGCAGGAGUGGUCUCAGAGCCUUGAGUGA